Exophiala dermatitidis NIH/UT8656 is the source of this 1415-nucleotide messenger RNA. RefSeq lists its product as uncharacterized. The transcript has a single exon. The record is from RefSeq and is a predicted model, not a curated record. Lineage: Eukaryota; Fungi; Ascomycota; Eurotiomycetes; Chaetothyriales; Herpotrichiellaceae. Bases 380 to 1291 code for a protein of 303 amino acids.
CUCUACUUCUGCUACAACUGAUACCCUGCUCAGCAGUACAGUACAGCAACUGCUUCUCGCUUUCAAAGUUGCGUCUUGAAACCUUUCAGCAUUAUUUCAAUCGGUCCAGGUAGUAUGGUGGGAGCGGCGGCCGCUGUGCAUCUGCACGCCUCUCCUGUUGACAGCGGUUUCGUUCUUGCUCAGAUAAAGGACAAGGUAACAAAGCAAUGACAACUCCGUUUCUGUUCUCAUCGAAAUUCAUUUGCGUUUCAUUGUCCAUGAUGACAAUGGAGAGAUGUUUGCCAUGCUGUGUUCUGUCGGUUUUAUCGUUUAGCUUUCUUACUAGAGGUUUGUGGUUGCGUGAGACGUCCAACUUCCUAUACAUUGGCCAGAUCAGAUCAUGGCUUCAGCAAGUCAAGGGCGUAAUGGCCUCGCGCAGAAGCUCGAUACCUCUUAUACCAGUUUCAGCUCUACCGAGGGCAUGCGUUCGCCACGAACCCCUACGUAUAUCCCGGAGUCUGCAUCAACAGCAACGCUGAUGCCUUUCGACCACGCCGAGUACCUCGACAAGGUCACUUCCAAACCAACCAAGCGGCUCGUUGCCCCUCCACCACCCGGACUGCCCAGUGCCUGGAUCUGGACUUGUCAUUUGUGCCAUUCCCGAUAUCCUCUCGGCGUGACUCAGCGAUGUCUCGUCGAUGGCCAUUACUACUGCUCCGGUGAAACAGAUAAGCCAAGCUUGAGGAAGAGGAAGAAGCCCAAAAGCUGUACGAGCGAGUUUGACUAUCAUUCAUGGAAACAAUGGGGUGAUUGGCGUCGAAAGGUCCUACAGUCCAUGGACAAUCCGAGGAUCCUGAGAGGAUGCGACUUUUGCGACUAUCCAAGUCAGUGCCGAUCCGUUUCUGACGCAUCCCCUGUCGCAGAACUCCUCACAUCGGAAGGGUUCGGCUCUGUUUCUUCUUCAGUAUCAGGUAGCGAACCGCCAGAGCAAGAACAAAGGCAGACUAAGGUUGGAGCUACCACAUCGAAACAGAAUGUCGACCUUGAGAACAUCCUGAACGGUGUUCCCUCAAGCAACAAGAAAAGCAAGGGGAAGUCGGGCAAGUCUACGACAAGCCGCUCAACGCGAUCUGCGAAGGACACAAACCAGGCAUAUUCGAGGCAAGAACUUGUUACUGGGUCACAACCACUCUUGAUUCCUUCGUUACAAGAAGAAAUGGCGAAGGAGGCAGCCAGGUUGAGGGAGCUUAUCGGGUUGGACGUGUGGGGAGAUCUGCAUGAAGUGGAAGCUGAAAAGGCAAAGGUUGAAUGAUGAUUUGACGGACAGUGUACAUAUGCACAAGCUCGGUUUUGGAGUCCUCCUUAGGCCGGGCAAUCUAUUUUCCAAGCAGCCCGCCAACAUACUCCCCAAUAGCAAGCAUCUUCUCCUCGGUAUA